AUGACUGAUGACUCCGCCCUUCUGCGUCUCCCUACCGUUGCUAAAAAUCACAUUCUGUAUUUCUGCGAUUAUUUGGAAAUCGCACGUCUUCGGAAAGUCUGCCACACUCUUCGAAACCAUAUCGAUAAAAAUAAACCAGACGCUCACGUGAAGGACGUGUGCCUAGGAUAUCAGAACGCUGACAUUUAUUUUGAAUCGGACAACGAUUCUAGAAUAUGGAUUAAUUACAAAGAAGCAGAAAGCGGAUGUACUGUAGAGUGUAUAUCCGACAUGGGUGAUCAUCCAGUAAAACCAAUUUCUGGAUUGGAUCCUAUGGGUGCCCUCAUUCAAGACUUCAAGAUUUACUUGAAACAUCUGAAGAGUCCAUUAAGAAAAUUCAAAUUGGAUAAAGUUUGUUGUGACGCACUCCUCCAAAUAAUGAGAUCUCAACCCCCGGAAUCUGGAUUUUUCCCCUUGAAUGUCGAUAAACUUGAGUUGCACAGAUUAUCACCUGCUCAAAUUCUUGCGACACUCCCGCUUUUUAAUGCGAACCGCCUGAAGUACUUGAAAAUUGAAGCUGAUAUGAAUGCGGUAACCGAUAGAGAUGGAUUAAAUGGUCAUGCUCUUUUUGAAACCGCACACUGGAGAAACGCGGAGAAAGUUAAUCUAUAUCCAAAUUUUAAAAUCCCGAAUGUCCGUCAAAUUUUCCAUUUGAAGAGAUUCGAAGGUUCCAUAUCGAGAGUGACUGCAGCUGAUGUUGACUUUUUGAAAAAUAACAUGACUUCUCCACUUCUACGGCUCCCCGAGAUUGCAAUUAACCAUAUUCUGUAUUUUUGUGAUUACCUAGAAAUCGCACGACUUCGCAAUGUUUGCCACACCCUACGAAACCAUAUUGAUGAGAAUAAGCCAGAUGCUCACGUGGAAGACGUGUACUUAGGAGAUCGGGAGUACGCUGACAUUUAUUUCAAAUCGGACAACAAUUCAAGAAUAUGGAUUGGUUAUAGAAAAGCAGAAAGCGGAAGUACUGUAGUGUGUAGAUCCCACAUGGGUAGUCAUCCAGUAAAAACAAUUUCUGGAUUGGAUCCCAUGGAAGCUCUCAUUCAAGAUUUCAAGAUUUACUUGAGACAUCUGAAGAGUCCAUUAAGGAAAUUCAAAUUGUAUGAAAUUUGUUGUGACCCUCUAAUCCAAAUAAUGAGAUCUCAACCCCCGGAAUCUCGAAUUUUCCCCUUGAAAGUCAAUGAACUUGAGUUGCACGGAUUAUCACAGGAUCAAAUCCUUGCGACACUUCCACUUUUUGAUGCAAACCACCUGAAGGUCUUGAGAAUCGAAACCGAAGCAUUGGGUGAUUUCCAGGAGCUAUUCGAAAGCGAGCACUGGGAAAACGCAAAGAGAAUUUCUACUUCCCUUUUAAAAAUUUCGAAUGUCCGUCAAAUCUCCCACUUGGAGGAAUUCAAUGGCUUCAUAACGAUGGUCACUGCAACUGAUGUAGAGUUUUUGAAAAAUACCUUCAUCAGCUCCCCACACUUCGAACGGUGUCACAUAGUAACUGACGUUGAUAUCGACGUAUUGUCCAUCAAGGAAAAAUUUGGAGCACAGUCUUUGGAUUUAGUCGAAGGAAUUAUGAAUCUUUGGUUUUUUCAUAUUCCGAAUGAUACCAACAAGGCUCUUCUGGUGAGAGUGACACUUGAAAAAAUUCUUGAAAUCGAACGUAUCAAUCGUAGCAAAGUUGUGCCUGGUGCCGUAAUUAUUUAUUAA
This is a messenger RNA of Caenorhabditis remanei, 1734 nucleotides long. RefSeq lists its product as uncharacterized. Gene Ontology annotation, molecular function: protein binding. The record is from RefSeq and is a predicted model, not a curated record. The transcript is spliced from 5 exons. NCBI's taxonomy places the organism in Eukaryota, Metazoa, Nematoda, Chromadorea, Rhabditida, Rhabditidae. The coding region runs from base 1 to 1734 and encodes 577 amino acids.